Molecule: messenger RNA, 1231 nt
Organism: Malania oleifera
Lineage: Eukaryota; Viridiplantae; Streptophyta; Magnoliopsida; Santalales; Ximeniaceae
Product: short-chain dehydrogenase reductase 2a
Exons: 2
Coding region: 238-1149 (303 amino acids)
Molecular function (GO): oxidoreductase activity, acting on the CH-OH group of donors, NAD or NADP as acceptor
Source: RefSeq, a predicted model, not a curated record
GUGCUCAGAACUCAGAAGUCAGGUCACUCAUUGGGAAGGGGUGUUUUGGUAAAUGGGUGCUUAAUUUAGUGCAGUUGGGAACUCAGUUAGCUACCCAAAAGGCCCCCCAUAUCUCCACUGCAUGCCUAUAAAUUCAUUCAUUCUUCUUUUCAGCUUUCAACACCGUCCCUUGUGAGGUCCUCUCUCUCUCUCUCUCUCUCUCCUUGUGCAAUUUCUCGUGUAAUUUUCAUUGGAGCCAUGCCCGCUCAAGUAAUGCCUGAGAAAACAUUUCAAGGCCUUCAUGUCUGUGAAAGGGAAAACACUCCUCCAUCGCCUAAAAGGUUGGAGGGGAAAGUUGCAGUUGUCACAGGUGGUGCUAGGGGGAUUGGGGAGGCAACAGUAAGGCUAUUUGCAAAACAUGGUGCCAAGGUAGUCAUAGCAGAUGUCGACGCCAUCGGAGCUGCCCUUGCCAAAGCACUAGCCCCUUCGGUUACCUUCAUCCGCUGCGAUGUUAGCUCCGAAGAGGACAUCAAAAACUUGAUUGAAUCGACCAUUUCCCAUCACGGGCGCCUCGAUAUUCUCUUCAACAAUGCCGGGGUGCUCGGAAACCAAUCCAAGCACAAGAGCAUACUCGACUUUGACGUCGAUGAAUUUGAUCGCGUGAUGCGUGUGAAUGUAAGGGGAAUGGCACUAGGGAUUAAGCAUGCGGCACGUGUGAUGGUUCCCCAGGGUUUUGGAUGCAUCAUUUCCACGGCGAGCGUGGCCGGGGUCAUGGGAGGCCUUGGCCCGCACGCCUAUACUGCUUCGAAGCACGCCAUCGUGGGGCUCACGAAGAACACGGCGUGUGAGCUCGGGAGGUAUGGCAUUAGGGUUAACUGCAUUUCCCCAUUUGGCGUGGCCACCUCCAUGCUGAUUAAUGCAUGGAGAGACGAUGGUGAUGAUAAUGAAGAAGAAGAAUGCAUGCAUUUUAGGGUUCCUUGUGAGCAAGAAGUGGAGAAAAUGGAGGAGUUUGUGAGAGGACAAGCCAACUUAAAAGGUCCAACGCUAAGGGCCAAAGAGAUAGCUGAGGCUGCCCUCUAUCUUGCUAGCGAUGAAUCGAAAUAUGUAAGCGGUCAUAACCUUGUCGUAGAUGGAGGGGUUACCACCUCAAGGAAUUGUGUUGGCCUGUAACUGAAAUUGCUCAUUUUCAUUUGAUGUGAUUUAACCUAAAGUUUUCAUUGAAUUUGUGAAUUAACGAUCUGACUUAUUAAAA